GACCCUCCAUCUUUAUACGUCAUUGCUUUUCUAUUUCCCCACAACAGAAGCUGGGAAAGCAGCGGAUUUCUUCAGAUACAUUCCAGAUAUCGCUCCGAGGUAUUGAUUUACUUUCAGUGCGAGAUGUCCUACGUCUUCAUCAACGACUCCCUGCAGACCACCGUGCCGCUGCUUCAGGCCUGCAUCGAUGGGGAUCUCGCUCACACCAAACGGCUCCUGGAGUCCGGAUUCGACCCAAACACCCGGGACUGCCGCGGACGCACCGGAUUGCACCUGGCUGCCGCUCGCGGAAACGUGGAGAUCUGCUCUUUGCUGCAUAAGUUCGGAGCCGAUCUGCUGGCCACUGACUCGCAGGGCAACACCGCACUGCACAUGUGUGGGCAUGUAGACACCAUCCAGUUCCUGGUGUCCAACGGCCUCAAGAUUGACAUCUGCAAUCACAAUGGAGCCACUCCGCUGGUGCUGGCCAAGAGACGCGGUGUGAAUAAAGACGCUCUCCAUCUGCUGGAGGGCCUGGAAGAGCAAGAAGUGAAGGGCUUCAACCGCAGCUCCCAUUCCAGUCUAGAGAAGAUGCACAUGGCUGAGAACGAAAGCGCCAUGGAGAGCCACUCUCUUCUCAACCCACACCUGCAUCAGAGCGAUGGCGUGUUGUCCAGCUUCCGCACUAAGUGGCAGGAGUUCGUGGAAGAUCUCGGCUUCUGGCGAGUGCUCUUGCUGCUCCUCGUCAUUGCUCUUCUCUCACUUGGCAUCGCGUAUUACGUCAGCGGAGUCUUGCCUUUCGCGUCUAAUCAGCUGGAACUCGUGCACUAAUAAGAACGCUCAUUUCUUUUUUUAAUCUUGCAUUAGCUAAUGAUUGUUCCUGCAGCAACCGUGCUUUAAAUUGUAAUCGUACAUUGUGACCGAAUACUCUAAUACGCUUGUGUAUAUAAUGUAAAUAGACUUUUCGUGUGCUAAAACGUUCGUGUUGCGUGUUAGGAGGAAUCUUUUUACCGCCUGUCCUGCACCCUUUCGUGCUAUCGUUUCUGUACCGGCCCGCAUCACCACCUUUUUAUAUAAUAUUUAAAUUAUUGGAUUUACGCAUUGAAGUUUCGUGUUUGCAAAAAAGUGUUUAUGAUGGAGUUUAACCCUUGCACUUUAACAACGGUGUAUGUGAAAUGGGAGAUUUCUACAGUUUGGUGGGUUUUAUGUCCCCGUGAAACUAUAUUGCACAUGUUAUGUAAAUAUUAGCUACAUUUAAUGCCACAUGGUUUUUCAUACAUUGACAAACAAAAAAAAAGUAAUAAAGCACUUAAUUUCCCAUGUCA
This is a messenger RNA of Puntigrus tetrazona (Sumatra barb), 1304 nucleotides long. It is a transcript of the gene ankrd46a, whose product is annotated as ankyrin repeat domain 46a. NCBI's taxonomy places the organism in Eukaryota, Metazoa, Chordata, Actinopteri, Cypriniformes, Cyprinidae. Bases 124 to 810 code for a protein of 228 amino acids. Gene Ontology annotation, molecular function: protein binding. The transcript is spliced from 4 exons. The record is from RefSeq and is a predicted model, not a curated record.